This is a messenger RNA of Anopheles merus, 3669 nucleotides long. RefSeq lists its product as uncharacterized. The record is from RefSeq and is a predicted model, not a curated record. Bases 904 to 3171 code for a protein of 755 amino acids. Gene Ontology annotation, molecular function: nucleic acid binding; zinc ion binding; aspartic-type endopeptidase activity. The transcript has 2 exons. Lineage: Eukaryota; Metazoa; Arthropoda; Insecta; Diptera; Culicidae. Gene Ontology annotation, biological process: proteolysis.
CGAAGCGAACAGUCAAUAAACGAACUUCAUUAACCUAUACCCUUUCUACAUGGGGGCUCGUCCGGGAAGGAUUCAAUAAUUCGAGAAAAGACUGCGAAACCGCGAUUGUGAAAAAGACGAAAACGAUUGUGCGUAAAGACGACGCGCAUCGUGGAAUAAGUGUAUGUGCGUAUGACGACGUGCUUACACGGUAGAGGAAAACGCGCAUGACGGCGUGUUUGUAUGUGUGCAUAAGAACAUAAGACGACGUUCUUUGUACCGGUAGUUGGGAGUGCGUAUGACGACGCGCAUUCUAAAGACGAUAACGCGCAAGACGAAGUGUUUGUGUAUGUGCUCAAAACGUGCAUGACGAUGUGUUUGUAUGUGUGCUAAAGUGCGUAGGACGACGUGCUUGGUACUGCUUGGUGCGUGUGACGACGCGCAUUCUAAAGACGAUAGCGCGUAAGAGGAAGCGUUUGUGAAUAUGUUCAAAACGCGCAUGACGGCGUGUUUGUAUGUGUGCUAAAGUGCGUAGGACGACGUGCUUGGUACCGGUUAUGUAUGACGACGUGCGUCUUAAGAAACGAGAACGCGUAUGACGACGUGUUUGUCUGUAUGCAUGUGCAAAACGCGCAUGAUGGUGUUUGCGUGCGGGCAUAAGAAAGGCGCUUAACUAAGACGCUUUGUGUCAAUUAUCUGAUGACGUGUUUGUGCGAUACGUGUAUGAACGUCAUUGUGUGAGAUCAGAGGCGCUCUCGUGUAUGUGUUUGUGCGUAUGAGAGGAGUGCAUUUGACGGCGCGCUCGUAGUAGCACAAAAGAACGCAGGUGGCGUGAUUGUGAAUAAAAAAAAGCGUUCCGAAAAGACGGCGCGCGUGUUGAGCAAAUAAGUUCGGUGUGCGUGAAGUAAAGGUGAAGUAAGCGAAAUGGCGGAAGAAAGAGUGUUGAUUCUCAUACAAGACUAUACGCGCACGGGACUUAUUCGGUUAUGUGAGUUGAAAGGUGGUCCAAGGUCCAAGGAAGAGAUGGCGAUGCAAUUGGUGGAACAUGAACAGCAAACAUCAAGCAGAGGAUCGGCUGACAUGGAGCAAUUUCAUGAUGUUGAUGCAGAAUCAAUUCAAGAUGCGGGACAGGCAUCAGGUGUAAAUGAAAUGGAUUCGUCGGUAAGAACGUUAAUGCAUCCUUAUUCAUUUAGAGAUGUAGAGGAAAGUAUUCCUACGUACGGUUCCGAUAAGACGAUCGAUUUCUGUGUGUGGAUGGAUGAAUUUGAAGCGGUUGCGCGAAUGGCAAAAUGGUCCGAUGACCAAAAAUUCAUCAUGUGUCGCAAGAAAAUGACCGGCAGUGCGCGGAAUUUCUUACUUACGAUUUGCAACAUAACGUCAUUUUCGGCAUUGAAAAAAGCACUUUUGGUCGAGUUUGGGAAAAGAGCGCGUCCCUCCGAUGUUCAUCGCCAGCUAGCAACAUGUCGACGUGCAAAGGACGAGACGGCGCUUGAUUUUAUCUAUAGAAUGCAAAGCAUUGCUAAACAGAUAGAUUUGGACGAGGAGAGCAUAUGUGAGUACAUCAUAGAUGGAAUCACGGAUGACGAAACGCAGAGAGCUGCUUUAUAUGAAGUGCGUACGAUCAGUGCAUUAAAAGUAAAAAUUGAACUUCGAGAGCGUGCUAUUCAGAAAGGAGCGACCCGAAAAACAUUCAAUGCUUCGCAGAAUACCGUCGCCAAACAAAAGACGAUGAGCACAAAAGUUCGUUGUUACAAUUGUGGUGAAACCGGUCAUCGUAGUUCUGAGUGUGUGCGUAAGAACAGCGGACCGAAAUGUUUCAAGAGUGGUGAGUUUGGACAUGUGUCGUCGAAAUGCACAACAAAAGAUGAUCGAGCGACCAACCAACAAAACGUGUUACUGGUGAAAAAGCUUCCAAGUAUUCCAGUAAGAAUAGCGAGCGAAAAAUACGAUGCGGCUGUCGACACAGGUAGUGAAGUGACAUUGUUACGAUCAGACGUGCAUAAGCUGAUUCCAAAAAAUCUGCAGAAGUGGAGCCCAACGACACAAAGGCUUUGCGGUCUGGGUGGCAAAGUAACAAACACUUCAGGAGAAGCUAUUGUCUUUGCAACUGUCGGCGAAGCAGAAUGUGAGGUAAGAUUUGACAUUGUUCCUGAUGCGGCACUUGAGGUACCGAUGUUAUUAGGAAUGAAUUUCCUUAGAAGUGUUGAUUUUGUGAUUAACAAUACGGGCGUAACGAUACAGCGUAAAAAAGUGGAUAAAAGCGAGACCAGUGGUACAGGCAAUGGUGAAAACAUGGAAGAGAAUACAUCGUGGAUUUUUCAAAUUUCAUGUGAACGUGAUGAGUUGGAUGUUCCAUGUGAGUGGCGACAAGAGGUAACGAAUAUAGUGAACAAUUAUGUACCCGUUGAAAAAGUGAAUUCCAAUUGUGAGCUAAAUAUUGUGGUGCAGGACAAUAGUGUUGUUCGGAUGAAUCCGCGUAGGUUGGCUCCGUUGGAAAGAAAGGUUGUUCGGGAGCAGAUCGAACAAUGGUUGCGUGACGAUAUUAUUCGGCCUUCAGAAAGUGCAUACGCGAGUGCAGUGGUAGUGGUUCCGAAAAAAGACGGUUCUCAUCGGGUGUGCAUCGACUAUCGUGAGAUAAACAAGAGAAUCGUUCGUGAUCCCUAUCCUAUGCCGAAUAUAGAGGAUCAAAUUGAUCAGCUUGCUGAUGCUAGAGUGUACACCACUUUAGAUUUGAAGAACUCAUACUUCCACGUACCGGUAAAGGAAGAAUGUAGAAAGUACACAGCCUUUGUAACACCAGAAGGGCAGUACGAGUUUAUGCGUGCACCGUUUGGGCUUUGUACGAGUGGUAGUGCGUUCGGGAGAUUUAUCAGUUCAGUGUUCCGUAACUUGAUAAAUGAAGGAGUAAUGUUGGUGUUCGUCGAUGAUGUCAUCAUCCCAUCGCGAGACGAGGAGCAGGGGCUAGCAGCGAUCAGGCGUGUGCUGGAUGUAGCGCAAAGCGCGGGCCUGAAAUUCAAUUGGAAGAAAUGCGUAUUCCUGCAACGACGUGUCGAGUAUCUGGGAUACCAAAUCUACGAAGGGCGAAUCGAACCAUCGUCGCAGAAAGUGGAAAAGGAUCUUAUUGUCAACAAGGUCGUAGUUCCGACUAGGCAUGGGCAAGACGAUUCUUUUCACCGAACGCGAACGAACUAGUUCGCUCACCAAAAAGAACCGAACGCGAACGACGAUUCUUUCGUUCUUUGUUUCAUGAGGUUUUUAUUCACAAAGAGCGCUCAUUAUCUUUUUCAUUUACCCACCAUAGGCGCAUACUGUAGCCAAAGAAGUACUCAUUCUGCGGUUGAAACCAAUCAUUUAAAAACAUUAAACACUCGGCUGUCUGGUCAACACAAUCCAUCGCAAAACCGACCAAAAACUAGCAUGUAAAAAACUAAUACGAGCAAAAAUCUCUCCUGCAUAUAUUUUACCCCAUGCCUUAUACACACUUAAGGAUUCUAUUAAAAAAAACUACUUAAAUAUGGAUCAACAUGAUGAGCGCAAUCAAUUCAGUUCAGUUCAUUCGCGAACAAUGACUAAUCCGUUUGAACGGGCUCGAUCUAUUGAAUUGUAUAGGUAUAAUUUCCAUACCAACAGAACACAGAUCGAACACAAAUGAGCCAGUUCGAACGCGUUCGAUGAAUUAAGUUGUGUAGG